Molecule: messenger RNA, 960 nt
Organism: Magnusiomyces paraingens
Lineage: Eukaryota; Fungi; Ascomycota; Dipodascomycetes; Dipodascales; Dipodascaceae
Exons: 1
Coding region: 1-960 (319 amino acids)
Source: RefSeq, a predicted model, not a curated record
AUGAGAAGCAUGAUUAUUGAGGAAAACAACGUCAGCAAUUCAACAAAUGACCACGAAGACUUGCCUACGUCACCGGAAGUCCCUGCAUUUUUGAAUCCGGGAACAACUGCCAGAUCGAUGACGACAUCUACAAACAAUCCAAGGGUUACUAGUGCUAUUACAGUUCUGACAUUACCAGCAGUUCCUCCACCUGCUUACGAAGACGCUAUAAGAAAUAAUGUGGGCACAUUAUCAAAUACAAGACCCAAUGAAGAAGAAGGACUAGGAAUGGACACAGAAAGAAGUGACACGGCUCAAUCUUCAUUGAGAGCCCCAGAACCUGUAGCCAGCCAACUCAAUAAUGACAGCAGAAGAGUUAGUACUGGGAUGAGUCCAGUGGGAAAUAGUUAUAACACCAAUGCGACUAUAGUUACAGAGCCAGCAUCUUUAAUGAAUUUAAAUACAAAUAAUAGUGGUCAUCCAAGAACAACAAUGGUGUAUGCGGAGGACAUUUCAAAUUCCCCCCGAUCCAAAUUGUUGCAACCCGAUAAUCAUAUUACACAUGUAAGGGGAAGUACUGGGACUCAUAUUGGUGUACAGCCUGGAGCUGUUCAGGUGCCUCGGGUUUUACCGCAGAGUCAAAUGAGAAUGCAGCAGCAACAACAACAGCAACAGCAGCAGUGGCAAUGGCAGCAAAAUCAGAGGCAUCAGCAGCAGCAGCAGCAGCAGCAGCAGCAGCAGACAGAUGAUCGAAUGAGCAUGUUUGAUGGAACUUUAUUUUGUAUGAUGCUUAUGUUUGUGUUUUGUUUCCCAUUUUCAAUUGUGUUAUUGCCAUGUAUUUUUAAUAUGUAUAACAAGAAUGAUCAGGAAAAUAGAUUGAGACCUAAAAAUGAAGGGGGAGGAGGACAGGUUGAUAUUGAUUUGGAAGGAAUGAUGGGUAUUAUGACUGAAUUGGGUGGAGAAGAAGAAGGAGAAGAAUAA